Molecule: messenger RNA, 1150 nt
Organism: Achroia grisella
Lineage: Eukaryota; Metazoa; Arthropoda; Insecta; Lepidoptera; Pyralidae
Product: three prime repair exonuclease 2-like
Exons: 1
Coding region: 48-857 (269 amino acids)
Biological process (GO): DNA catabolic process
Cellular component (GO): cytoplasm
Molecular function (GO): nucleic acid binding; 3'-5'-DNA exonuclease activity
Source: RefSeq, a predicted model, not a curated record
ACCUUUGUUAUUGAAAAGCACAUUUAACAAAUCAUUCAUUCCCAAUCAUGAGUCGUAUAGAGACUUACGUAUUCUUUGACAUAGAAACAACGGGAUUGCCAAAAGAAGAAAAGAAUCAUACAAAAAUAACGGAACUCUGUUUUAUUGUUGUAUCUAGAAAUGAUAUAGAAAUUACGAAAUAUGGGGAUAUCCCACCUGUUUCCAAAUUAUGCCUGCUUUUUAAUCCAGAGAGAGAAGUAAAUCCGACAGCAGCACACAUAACUGGACUCACAAAAGAGUAUUUAAAAAACUGUAGUACAUUUUCUCAAAAAGUAGAUACCAUUAACACAUUUUUAGGUGACCUAAAAAAGCCUAUCUGUUUAAUUGCUCAUAACGGAAAUUCUUUUGAUUUUAAGAUUUUAUUGAUGGAAUUUGAAAAUGCUAAGAGAUCUCUUCCCAAAGAUCUGCUUUGUGUGGAUUCUCUAGUUGGCAUCAGAAAAUUGUUGAAAGGCACGCAAAUAAAUUAUAAGGAGUUAUCGAGUCACGGUGAUGACGGCAUCAUUACGGAUGACGAAGAAGAUAGUUGGCCAGCUCUAAAUAUUAGUAAUAAAGAUUGGAACGACAUUGAUAGUUUAAGCACUUCUCUCAGUGGAAUGGCGUUUGAAAACGCAAAAACUAGUUCUCCAAUCCGAGAAGAAUUUAAUCUGGCUGCCGUAUAUAAAAGAUUACUCAAUAAGGAAAUAUCAAACGCUCACAGAGCUGAAGCUGAUUGUUUAAUGUUGGUGGAAUCUGUUGUGGCAAUAAAACACUUGUUUUUACCCUGGGCUGACUUACAUUCUAAAAAUCUUACUGAAAUAAAACCUUACAAACCAUAUUAAUAUUUAAAAUAUUACGCAGCCAAUUUCAGAGCUCAGAAGCUAAAAAUCUGGUAAUAAUUACAGAUUGCAAUAAUUCUCUAAAUAUUAAAUAAUUGGUUUUGAUAUAUUUUAUUGGAUCACUAUUUAUAUGUAUUUUUUUUUAGUUUUUAUUUCAAAGAUUUAUUGACAUCAAGUAUUAAAGAAAAGUAUUUAGAAUGUUGUACCUAUGUACAGAUGAAAGUUUAUUAUUCUACAGUAAAUGAAUAAUUAAUAGCCCAGCAAUUGCUUGCUUGAUAGUAGCAGAUUUGAUCUUU